Messenger RNA from Amaranthus tricolor (Joseph's coat), 2377 nucleotides. RefSeq names its product isocitrate dehydrogenase [NADP]-like. Gene Ontology annotation, biological process: isocitrate metabolic process. Gene Ontology annotation, cellular component: mitochondrion. Bases 173 to 1585 code for a protein of 470 amino acids. The record is from RefSeq and is a predicted model, not a curated record. Gene Ontology annotation, molecular function: isocitrate dehydrogenase (NADP+) activity; magnesium ion binding; NAD binding. Lineage: Eukaryota; Viridiplantae; Streptophyta; Magnoliopsida; Caryophyllales; Amaranthaceae. The transcript is spliced from 15 exons.
AGAUAAUCGGGUCAUUUUUAGACGGCUCUAGCAUGGCGAGAUUCCAUCUGUUGCAGGCUCUGUCAUCCUCAACCUUCUAGCAGCAGCCGCAACUUCAAUCCAUUUCAUUCCAUUGAAUCUUCCUUUACCUCUUCAAUCCUAAUUUACAUUCUUCAAAGUGACGGCGAAUUUCAUGGCGGCCAGUAUGUUUGCACUUCGAUUCUGCGCCACUCCUGGCACUGCCUUUGUUCAAUCUUCCAAUUCCCAAUUGUUCAACAAUGCUAACAUUUCCAAAUUCAUUCAUUUCCAACGACUUAAAUUCUCUUCUCUCCGUUGUUUCUCUUCUUCUUCUGUCUCUGCUAGUCCUAUCCAACGUAUCAAAGUCCAUAACCCUAUUGUUGAAAUGGAUGGUGAUGAAAUGACGAGAAUCAUAUGGAAAUUGAUCAAAGAUAGGCUUAUAUUUCCGUUCUUGGAUUUGGAUAUUAAAUACUAUGAUCUGGGGAUUCUUAAUCGUGAUGCAACUGAUGACAGGGUCACUGUGGAAAGUGCUGAAGCUACUCGCAAGUAUAGUGUUGCGGUAAAAUGUGCCACAAUAACGCCAGAUGAAACAAGAGUCAAAGAAUUUGGACUGAAGUCUAUGUGGAGAAGUCCGAAUGGCACUAUCAGAAACAUAUUGGAUGGGACUGUUUUCCGUGAGCCAAUUUUGUGUAAGAAUAUUCCAAGGAUUGUUCAGGGUUGGAAAAAGCCAAUUUGUAUAGGUAGACAUGCUUUUGGUGAUCAAUACCGAGCCACUGACACACUCAUCCCAGGCUCUGGAAAACUUAAAUUGGUAUUUGUUCCAGAAGACGGGGAGAGUUCUGUUGAACUUAAUGUCUAUGACUUCAAAGGGCCUGGAGUUGCUUUGGCGAUGUAUAAUGUUGAUUCGUCCAUUCGAGCUUUUGCGGAAUCAUCAAUGUCGUUGGCCUUUGCAAAGAAGUGGCCGCUUUAUUUAAGUACAAAAAAUACUAUCCUAAAAAAAUAUGAUGGCAGGUUUAAAGACAUAUUUCAGGAAGUAUAUGAAGAGAAGUGGAGGCAGAAAUUUGAGGAACACUCAAUCUGGUAUGAGCACCGGUUGAUCGAUGAUAUGGUUGCUUAUGCGUUAAAAAGCGAAGGUGGAUAUGUUUGGGCAUGUAAAAAUUAUGAUGGAGAUGUCCAGAGUGAUUUGCUUGCACAAGGUUUUGGGUCUUUAGGUCUAAUGACAUCUGUGCUGCUAUCUUCUGAUGGCAUUACUCUAGAGGCAGAGGCCGCUCAUGGUACUGUGACACGACACUUCCGAUUGCAUCAGAAAGGGCAAGAAACAAGCACUAAUAGCAUUGCUUCUAUAUUUGCAUGGACGCGUGGAUUAGAACAUAGAGGAAAGCUCGAUGGAAAUCAGAGUUUGCUUGAUUUUGUUCAAAAAUUGGAAACCGCCUGCAUUGAGACAGUUGAAUCAGGAAAAAUGACAAAAGAUCUGGCCUUACUGAUUCAUGGGCAAAAGGUUACUAGAGAACACUACUUAAACACCGAAGAUUUCAUUGAUGCUGUUGCUCAGAAUCUUCUUGCAAAGAUCAGGGUACCAUCACACUAAAUACUGCAUUUUUUACCCUUGAAGAAAACGAAGAUAAAAUGUUCUUAGUUAGACGCAGAUGAUCAUACUAAAGCAAUAAGGCCAUUAAUGAUCAAUUUCAUGGUUCUCGAAAAUUUUCGUUUGGUUCUAAUCGCUAAUGCCUUUUUACAUUUUCCUGAAAUUUUGUACUAUUUUCUUCACAAAUAACUUUUUGGGCAUUACCAAAAUAGAAAAGGGACAAAAAUGUUGCUGUUUACAUUAGUUAGGUUAAGAAGUACUUCAUAAGAUCUUAGUUAUGAUUCCUUGAUGUUGAAGGAUUGUUUGCGGUACAAAGUCAUUUUCUUCCUGGUGACAGUUAUUUCUGACAAUAUUCUUGGCAUCCACCAAAAAGAAGAACAGUUAGGAGCAUAUUUGUGAUUAUCUUUGUUGGCGGCAAAUGGCCAUUGGCAUGUGCAUUGUAGAAGCUUUGCUAUAGGAAUAUGAGUAUUAGUACUUGUUAAAAUUAGUUGGGCUGUAUCAAUCAAUCUAUAUGUAGCUUUUCAUCCUUUUUAGGGUUUCACAUGCUAUGCUGCUACUAGCUUCUUGCCCUCUCUAUGGUAUAUUUUAUUUUGGUAUCUUUUCUCCUGGACCCUGACUUUGUGCGGGAAUAAUGAGUGGAUGAUUAUGACUACGAUCUUCUAUUCGCUCCUAGCUUCUAAAUGGAAGUAAGGUAUAAUUGUUAUUUUUCUCCUCUUUGUUGGAAUUUUGACCUAAAGUAAAACUUAAAUAAACUAAAUUUUUGGCUCUAAGGUUAAGUUUAUUAUACUGGGGUGA